GUGAGCUCGCGAACAAUAAAACUUGUGACAUCACAAUAGGCCCCCGUACGUGCCCUGUCUGACAAACACUUCCCCACACAAAUUUCCACAAAGCUUCAAACUAAAUAGAAGCAGAUUCAAACCACAGGACUCUGCGUUGUAAGACAGAUUUGGAGCUUGUUGCAAGUUUUUUGGCAGAGUUCCUGUGCUUAACAUGCCAAAGGAAGAGCAUACUUAUAAUAGUGUCAGUCUACAGUUAUCUCCUAUCCCUCUAGUACACGGUUUGAUGUCGAUCUUGUUUUCUCUCACUCAAGACAUGUCGAUCUAGUUUGGAUGAUCCUCGGAAUCCUAAUUAAAAUCGGGGAAGAAUACACCAGAGUAAAUUCGAAGAUUUCCCGAAUCAACCACUAUCUCAAGGAUUGUCAUCAGCCAUCGACGUCACCAACAACAUCGUAAGCAAAGUUCUUCUUAUUGUGUUCUUUUCAAGAUGCCUUCAUCUAAGGAGAAAGAAAUGAAGAUGGCGGGAGCUUCACCAGUGAGCUACAAAGGAAAAGAAGAUCAUAAUAUUCCCCUCGUCUUUCUGACUGUGCUCAUGGUCAUCAUCUACUGCGUAUCUCUUGUUAUUCCAAACUCCGAGCGAUGGGGUUGGUUACCAACAUCUGUAGGGAAUGCCUCUGACAUACACCCAACCGAAGUCACCCCGGCUGGUUGGGCGUUCCUUAUCUGGAUCAUCAUAUUCAUGUGGCAGAUGCUAUGGCUCAUCUACGCUCUUGUCAACCUCUGCCGUCGGAACGAACACGGUCCCAUCUACCUCAACCCACCGAUCAUCAACAUCCACUUCGUUGUCGCGUACCUGGCAAGCCUGGUCGCCAUCAUCGCCUGGUAUUUUGUCUGGACACAUCUUAUCAUCUGGGGAUCGUUGAUAGUGAUCGCUGUCAUCCCAGUGUCCGUCUGGACUUGCAUUGCUAUCCUUACUCGUGGACUCGUCUGCUACGAAGCUAACUUUUCAAGUCGAUUUGAUCUUUGGGUAUACCGUAUUCUAGUCCUCAACGGACUAGCUAUAUUCGGGACCUGGACCUCGCUCGCCACGCACAUCAACAUCGCUAUGGUCUUCAUCUACAACUUCGGCACGAGUGUCAACGUCGGCUCCACCAUCGCACUCGUCCUCCUCCUCAUCCUCGUCAGCAUGUACGCAUUCCUCGAUCUCUUCUUAUGGGAUCGCUAUCUUCGAUUCAACGUCCUUUCCUUCCCCGUGGUCAUCUGGGCAGUAUCGGCCGUCAUCGACAAGCGACAGGACGAAAUCGAUUUCAGCGUCGAUGCGAACUUUAUUAUUGCCGCCAUUUUGUUGUCCGUAGGUGUUCUUGCGUUCAUUCUAAAGAUUGUUUUACUUAUCGUUCGCUCUGUGCGAGAGAGUCAACGGCACAUCGUCUAGCACCAUGCAGACGCAGUAAAUUUUUGAUGAAUUAAGAUAAGGUAAAUUCCAAGGACUGUUUCUAAUGGUCUCUAUUACUAAAGGUGGCCAUUCUCUAGGAACUCGUAUACUCCAUUUUGUAUACAGAUCUAUAUAUUCAUUCUUCAUAUUUCGGCACGAUUGUUGAUACUGGCUUAUCUGUAUUAUCCAUGUCAAAAAGCUAGAACUUGAUUGAAAUGUUUUUUUUAUAAUGAAGUAUACGCAGCAUAUUUCACUCUAGUGUAAUGUAGACUGAUACACCACCAAGUAUUAACUUUUGACGCUUAUUGCAUGUUUUAACAUGCGUAAUGACCAAAGAGUGUCUCUCUUUUUUGUAAUGAAUGUCCUCUUUAAAAAAAAUUCUCUCCCUCUACCUCAAAUGAAAAAAAUAAAGAGAAUGACAUACUGUUUAUUCUCGAGAAUGUUCCACAAAUAAAUUAUUGUUCCAGAUCCCCUUUCACCAAACAAAAGUAACACGAUCGCACAUUUACGCCUGCUGCCCCCAAACUAAAUAGCCUG
Messenger RNA from Lytechinus variegatus (green sea urchin), 1948 nucleotides. RefSeq lists its product as uncharacterized. The record is from RefSeq and is a predicted model, not a curated record. NCBI's taxonomy places the organism in Eukaryota, Metazoa, Echinodermata, Echinoidea, Temnopleuroida, Toxopneustidae. The transcript is spliced from 4 exons. The coding region runs from base 467 to 1411 and encodes 314 amino acids.